This is a messenger RNA of Darwinula stevensoni, 6354 nucleotides long. The record is from the annotation of a GenBank genome assembly. Lineage: Eukaryota; Metazoa; Arthropoda; Ostracoda; Podocopida; Darwinulidae.
AUGAUUGUAAAUCAGUUGGUCAGCAUGUCAUCAAAACAGGCAUCUGACCCAUCUGGGGACUACAUUAGUGGUCGAGCAACAAUAUUGAAUCGCCUCAUAUUAGGCCUCUCAUUUUCACAAACGACAACCAGCCCAAGUUCCUCGUAUCACAUCACAAAUGGACAAGUCACCUCUUCUUCUGUGUUCUCGCGAGAAGGUCUACUUGAUGCCAUUACUCUCCUCCACAAAGAUUCCCAGGAGAGGAAGAAAGAUCCAAAUGUGGCAGCAUUCAUUCGACGUUGCUCCUCUAUGGCUCCUACUAUUGAUCAUCUUCGUGUGAAGAAAAGUGACUUUGAGAUCAAGAAGCUUAUUGGAAAGGGGCGUUUUGGUGAGAUCCAUGUUGUUCGGGAAAGGGCAACAGGGCAUGUCUAUGCCAUGAAGACCAUCCUAAAGGAAGAUGCUCUGCCUGAAAAUAACCUGUGCUGCUUUGAAGAAGAGAGGGACAUAAUGGCUCGAUCCCAGAGCCCUUGGCUUACUGCUCUUCAAUAUGCCUUUCAUGAUAAUCAGAAGCUUCAUCUGGUCAUGGAAUAUCAUCCAGGUGGUGAUUUUUUGAGUUUGAUGCAGACCCAGGGACCUUUUCCAGAAAAGAAGGCUCGCAUAUAUAUAGCAGAGAUAAUAUGUGCUGUGAAUGACCUUCACAAUAUGGGAUAUGUCCAUCGGGACCUCAAGCCAGAGAAUAUCCUGGUGGAUCGAACAGGACAUUUGAAGCUGGUUGAUUUUGGAUCUGCGGGACUGAUGGAUAAAGAUGGCUUUGUGACAACCCAGUUUCCCAUUGGAACUCCUGGCUAUCUUGCUCCAGAGGUUCUUGAGAGUAUUAACGACCUCACAACCCGAGAUUCUUGUUCACUACGUUGUGGUAGAGAAGUGGAUUACUGGUCAGUUGGAGUCAUUGCAUAUGAAUUGCUUACCAACAAACACCCCUUUGAAGCAGACAACUCUUCAAGGACCUAUGCCAACAUCAUGAAUUUCAAAGAACGUCUGAGGUUCCCUGGAGAGAAGGAUUCCAUCCAGAUAUCCAACACAUCUCGGGGCUUGAUCAAAGGGCUCCUGUCAGAGGUGUCGAAUCGACUAAACUAUGAUGCUCUUGUCGUUCAUCCCUUUUUCCAUCAGCUUGACUGGAAGAACCUCCGCUAUGGUCUGGCUCCAUGUAUCCCAGUCGUUCUUGGCCAAGAUGAUACAUCCAAUUUUGAUGAGGUGGUCCUGAAAAACCUUCCUCGAUCUGAAAUUCAGAAAGGUCCACUUGGCAACUCUAACCUGUCACUGACACGAGAACUGCCAUUUGUUGGAUUCUCUUUCACUCGCCUUCCCUGUAACAGCUUGCGCCAAGAGCGACGAGCCAGCAGCAUAGCGGUGAAUGCUUCAGCUGUUUUUGAUGAGAAGGCAUAUGAACGAGAAAUCCAGGAAUUAAAACUUAAGCUUUCUAAGGCUGAGAAAGCCAAAGAGGCCAGAAUGAAGGAAAAUGAGGACUUGCUUGCAAACCUGAAAAAGGCUGAAGUAACAGCAGAUGUUACCUUGGACAAUUUUGAAUACUGCAAAAAGGAAUGUGACAACCUGAAAACUGAGGUUCAGCGCCUCACAAAUGAGCUGGAGAGGGAGAAGGCAGAGCAGAUGUGCAUUGAGAAGCGAGCCAUGAAGCUUUUGGAUGACAUCAAGAAGAAAUUCAAGAGAGAAGAAGAACAGCGUGUGGAAAACUUGGUCAAGAAUCUUGAGGAGGCCAGCAAAGAAUGUGACCGCCUGAGGAAUCAUGCAAAAGCUUCUUCAGAAGAGAUGCUUCAAUUUCAGGACAUAAUCAAACAUCUCCAAGAAGAAAAGCUCCAGUUGCAGGCUCAAAUUCAUGCCCUGGAAUGUGAUCAAAGCCAGGUAGCUACUUUGACCCAGAAGAGGAGAAGGAGCUUAUCAAGUCCAUCCAAGUCGAGCUUGGAUUCCCGCCUAGACCGAGCUAUUUCAAAGAUGAUGGACCUCAGCAGCCAAUGUGAAGCACAAUUUUCCAUACGUUCACAGUUGCAGAAAACAAUUGAAGAACAAGUUCAGAAGGUUGAAUCAUGUGAGACAAAGGACCUUCAGAAGAGCUCUAGAAAGCUGGAGGCUGAAUUGAGAAAGAUUAAGGAGGAGUUGAAGGAUACAAUGGCAGAAAAGGAAGCAAUAGUCCAGUCCUUGAGUGCUGACAAACAGAAAUUUGAACAGGAGGCAGAGAAAGCACAAGUCACUCGGCAAGAUUUGGAGAGUACCAUCUCUCGGCUGGAAUCUCGAGAAGAUUCCCUGAAACAGGAGAAAGAUCAAAUGCAAAUUGUGAUUCAAAGAAUGGAGGAAAAGAUGCAGAACUUCUUCUCUCGUUACAGUGCAACCAGUGGAGACCGGAACGAGAACCAAGUGUGGAAGGCCCAGAUUGAACGCUUGGAGCUCCAGCGUGAUCAAGCCAAGGAAAAGGGAGUAUUGGAAAAGAAGCGAGCUGAUGAUUUAGAGGAUAAGCUGGCAUUAACCGAAAAGGCUUUGAGCACUGCCCAGCUGGAUCGACGCAUGUAUGAGCGCAUGCUUCGGGAUGCAGAGGCAGAAAAUAAGAACCUGAAGAAGAAGGAGAGUGAGCUGGAAGCAGCACUUCGUGCUGCUGAGUCAUCAGUCAAGAAGAUCAAGAUGGCUGAACAAGAAUUGAAUGAUGUCAUUUCUGAAGCAUCAAAUGUUGUGACUGAGAAGAACAAGGAAAUUGCAGCAUUAAAGCAGAAAAUGCAGGCUGAUAUGGAGACCCUGAACCAAGAAAAUUCCUCACUGAAAUCAGAAGUUCAGCUCCUGCAAGGGCGCUUGAGCAAGAUUACUGAAAUGGAACAAGAAACAAUGGCACUUGAACUCAAGCGCAAGUUCAUUGAGGAGCAUCUUCAUGAUAUACAGGGCAGCAGGGAUGCAUUAUUGUCUGAGAAGACCAGUCUCAAUGCUGAGUUGCAGCAGGAGAAGAUUGCUGUCAGAAAGCUUCAGAAAGAAGUAGAAGGUCUGAAGAAGAUACUGACCCUCCAAGAAGAUGAUAUCCAAGGAUGGGAGAAACUUCAGAAGGAAAAUGAGAGGAAGAUUCAAGACCUUGAGAGCCAAAAGAAAGCCCUAGAAGAGCAGUUGGUUGCCCAACAGGAGGAAGUGAAGUCUACUAGGGCGAUUGUGAAUGAGGAGAAGUCCCUCAGAAUCUAUGAUGAGAAGAAAUGGAAAGACAUUGAACGAGAUCUGCAAAUGAGAGCCACAGAAUUGGAAGGGGAGCUGGAAUUCCUUCGGAAGUCGCUGGAGGAUCGUGAACAAGACCUUGCAUUGAAGGGCAAGGAAAUUGCCAGUUUGCGUGAAGAAUUGAAUUCAACCGAGGCCUCUCAUGCUGUGAAGAACAACACAGUGGAGCGGCUGUCAGUAGAAAUGACUAGAUUGAAAGGAGAGGUGACGGAGUUGAGACUUCGCCUCUAUGACGAAGAGAAGGCCAAAGAGCAGGCUCUGACUCAUAGUGCUGCUAUAGCUAAUGACCUGGAGGAAGCUCGUGGGAUCCUUCAAAGUACACAAGCCAAAGUUGAUGAGCUGGAGUAUCAGCUGGACAAGUUGGAAACAGAGUCAACGCAAGAUAAACUUCAAAAGGAGGAACAGAUCUCUCAAUUAAUGAAGCUAGUGGAACACAUGCACAAAGAGGAGCCCAGCAAGAAGCGGAAGGGUGGAUUGCAUUUCUUUGGCUCUGGUCGACCAAAAGAAAACGUGACUCCAUUGAUGACUCCUAAGAGGGAAGUCCACACACUUCCUCUUGCCAAUUCAAUGGCACCUCCUUCACCGUCACCUGCCAGGCACCAGCCUCAAACACCCUCAGUGGCAGCAUCUAAGAUGCCUCGAGGAACUCCCAUGACGAUGCCCAUAUCCCCCCAAUCAAGAAAGGCCCUGGCUCCAAUGGCAAAGUCUCCUGUGAAAGGACUGAGUACUCCUGUCACCCAGCGACUUAGACACAACAUUCCCCAUAAAUUUCAGCCUCUUGUCCAAAUGAAAAGCACAACAUGCAGGGGAUGCUUGUCCUCCAUCUCCAUUGGCCGACAGUCAUCUAAGUGCCAAUCUUGUGGCAUCUCUGUCCAUCCACAAUGCUGUGAUAAGCUGAAUGUUGAGAGCCCAUUCUGUGGCCUCACAUCUGAGAUGGUGGCUCAGAUUGCUGAACUCUCUCAACCUCCACCAGACUCCUCUUCAAGGAAGUAUAAGGACCUCAAUGAAAAGGAAGAUGAGCCCUCAGUUCCAAUGAAGAGGGGAGAUAUAAAAAUCCUAAACUCGAAGAAAUGCUGGGUACCACGACACCUAACCCUGGACUCGACAGUGGUCAUGAUGCAUUUGCAAGAACCACAAUCUGGUUCUGUUAUGUCUCCCUUAUCAGAAACUCUGGAUCUAAUCCCACUUUCUGGAUUCACAGCUGUCACUGAAUCAGUUGAUAACUCAGAACUUCCCAGUGUCCCAUCCACAGAUCUACCUUUUGUUUUCAAGGUGGAGCAAUAUGAGUUUGGCCAGGCAUUUCCAAAGGAGCAAAUCUUCUUCCUGGCACCAUCAUAUCCUGUAAAAAAGGCAUGGGUUGCAACCCUAGAAGGCAUUCUUGCACUUGCCAGGAAGCCCCAGGAUGAUCUACCUGUUCGAGAGCCUCAACUUCUUUGCUCUGUCAUCAUGCCUGUUCACUGUGCCCUUGUUCUCAAUGAUAAGCUUCUGAUGUUGGGAACACAGGAGGGCAUAGUUUCGGGACAGGUGCCUGCCCCAAAUGGAGAGCCAGUGGAACUCACUUGCCUCUUUAAGGGGAUUGAUGAAGUUCAUUCCAUGCAGCCUCUAAUACUGAAGUGGGAUGUGACAGCAUACACGUUUGUCAAGAAGCGAAUUUUCCCCAUCAGUGGGCCAUCACCAGCUCUCCUCUUCCAUGAAGAGUCUGUCCUUGUCUGCAUGAAUGGCAUCAAAAGGAUUGAUCUCAAGGACUGGUCUUGUACUGAGUUUUUGGAUGAGGGAGACAAGAGUCUUCGCCCUUUGUCAUGGGACUCCCAGCGCAAGGUUCAACAGAGUCCUAUUGGCAUCUUCCAUGUCUCCAAAACUGAACUCCUGGUCUGCUUUAGACAGGGUGCAGUGUUUGUCAAUAGUCAUGGCCGUAAGAGUCGGCGAGGGGAACUCUGUUGGAACCGUCUUCCCACUGACAUUGCAUUUCAUUGUCCUUAUAUCUUCACAUUCCACUACAAUGGCAUUGAGGCCUUGAAGAUAGACAAAUCCACCUGUACACAGGAGGGCUCUCAGCCUAUCUUCAAACCUCUGGAACUCAAUAAUCCUCGAAUCCUUGGUGCCAAAGAUGUGGAUGGCCUUCUGGUUGGAUGUGAGGAUGAUGAAGGCAGUGAUUCGACGAGGAUGAACGUGUUGCGGAUCCAAGGACGAGACUUCUUCCGUAUUCCCAGCUUGGAGAGCCUGAUUUCUGAUUGCAGUCCACCUUCCUCAGUUAGAAAGCCACUGAAGAGAAGGCCAGAGGAGGAGGAAGAGGAGGGUGAUUUCAGUUUCACAGAGUCUCUUAUGGAAGAACUGAAGGAUUCAUUAUCAGGAGCAUCUUCUCCUACAGACAAUGGAGCUCCUCCAAUGAAAAAAAUGGGUGACUCUGAGCAAUCCAAUGCUCUGAUGGCAAAGAUCGACAAUGCCCGCAAUGUGGCUCAGCUCCUCAAGGCUGUCAAUUUCAGAGAUACUGCAGUGGUCUACGUGUCAUCCAAUGGGUUGAAGGUGACAGUGGAGGAAGCUAAAUGUGUUCAAGCAAAUGCCUUCAUCCAGUCAGACUUGUUCCAGCAGUUCUUUCUUCGAGACGCCGAGGACACCCUGGUGUUCCGCAUCAACCUCUCCUUCUUCCUUCACUGCCUCCAAAUGCUGGGGGCAUCUCCUUCAUCACCAGGAAUGAGCACUGCCCUUAAGAUGUGUUAUGCUGAACCUGGUGCCCCCUUACUUCUCAUGUUAUGCUUGCAAUUGCAGAUCGACAUCCCAAAGACUUCGCCGAUCGUGGAGUCGUUCACGUGCACCAAGGCCACAUCGAAUGCUUAUCGACUGACCCUGGUGAGAUUGUGCAAUCGGGCGUUGAGCACCGCUCAGAAGGUUUCUCUUCAGGUGGAUGAUCGUGGCUUCCUCUGCUUCCAGUUCAUGCUACGAUCGGAGGAAGGGAAACCGUGCAUCGUUGACUUUUUUUGCUGCCCCGAGGAAGAAGACGAAGACGACAUGCGGGCCCCUCCUUCUCAGCCUCCCAACAAGGACUCCAGGAUUCGAUCUACUCUUGCGACGGAACCGCUGCUCCACGGACAGCAGGAGCAUCGGCUGCUUCAUUAA